Hippopotamus amphibius kiboko is the source of this 4798-nucleotide messenger RNA. It is a transcript of the gene PPIL4, whose product is annotated as peptidylprolyl isomerase like 4. Gene Ontology annotation, biological process: protein peptidyl-prolyl isomerization. Lineage: Eukaryota; Metazoa; Chordata; Mammalia; Artiodactyla; Hippopotamidae. The coding region runs from base 37 to 1515 and encodes 492 amino acids. The record is from RefSeq and is a predicted model, not a curated record. Gene Ontology annotation, molecular function: peptidyl-prolyl cis-trans isomerase activity; RNA binding. The transcript has 13 exons. Gene Ontology annotation, cellular component: nucleus.
ACCCCCCUGGCUUGUUGCAGAGGAGGAGCGGGCGCCAUGGCGGUUCUGCUGGAGACCACUUUGGGCGACGUCGUCAUCGACUUGUACACAGAGGAGCGGCCGCGCGCUUGCUUGAAUUUCCUGAAGUUGUGCAAAAUAAAAUAUUACAAUUAUUGCCUUAUUCACAAUGUACAGAGGGAUUUUAUCAUACAGACUGGUGAUCCUACAGGGACUGGCCGUGGAGGGGAGUCAGUUUUUGGUCAACUGUAUGGUGAUCAAGCAAGCUUUUUUGAGGCUGAAAAAGUGCCAAGAAUUAAGCACAAGAAGAAAGGCACUGUGUCCAUGGUGAACAAUGGCAGUGAUCAGCAUGGAUCUCAGUUUCUUAUUACAACAGGAGAUAAUCUAGAUUACCUUGAUGGUGUUCAUACAGUGUUUGGUGAGGUGACAGAAGGCAUGGACAUAAUUAAGAAAAUUAAUGAGACCUUUGUUGAUAAGGACUUUGUACCAUAUCAAGAUAUCAGGAUAAAUCAUACGGUGAUUUUAGAUGAUCCAUUUGAUGAUCCUCCUGAUUUAUUAAUUCCUGAUCGAUCACCAGAACCUACAAGGGAACAACUAGAUAGUGGUCGAAUAGGAGCAGAUGAAGAAAUUGAUGAUUUCAAAGGAAGAUCGGCUGAAGAAGUAGAAGAAAUAAAGGCAGAAAAAGAGGCCAAAACUCAAGCUAUUCUAUUAGAAAUGGUGGGAGACCUACCUGAUGCGGAUAUUAAACCUCCAGAAAAUGUGCUGUUUGUGUGUAAAUUGAAUCCAGUGACCACAGAUGAAGAUCUGGAGAUAAUAUUCUCAAGAUUUGGGCCAAUAAGAAGUUGUGAAGUUAUCCGGGAUUGGAAGACUGGAGAAUCCCUGUGUUAUGCUUUUAUUGAAUUUGAAAAAGAAGAAGAUUGUGAGAAAGCAUUCUUCAAAAUGGACAAUGUACUUAUAGAUGACAGAAGAAUACACGUGGACUUUAGCCAGUCUGUUGCAAAGGUUAAAUGGAAAGGAAAAGGUGGGAAGUACACCAAGAGUGAUUUCAAGGAGUAUGAAAAGGAACAAGAUAAACCAUCUAAUUUGGUUCUGAAAGAUAAAGUAAAGCCCAAACAGGAUCCAAAAUAUGAUCUUGUACUAGAUGAGCAGGCAGAAGACUCAAAGUCAAGUCACUCACACACAAGUAAAAAACACAAGAAGAAAACUCGCCACUGCUCUGAAGAAAAAGAAGAUGAGGACUACAUGCCAAUCAAAAAUACAAAUCAGGAUAUCUACAGGGAAAUGGGCUUUGGUCACUAUGAAGAAGAAGAAAGUUGUUGGGAGAAGCAAAAGAGUGAAAAGAGAGACCGACCUCAAAGACGAAGUCGUAGCCGAUCUCGAGAAAGGGAUGGCCACUAUAGUAAUAGCCACAAAUCCAAAUACCAGACAGAUCCCUAUGAAAAAGAAAGGAGUAAAAAGAGAGACCGAAGCAGGAGUCCCAAGAAAUCCAAAGAUAAAGAAAAGUCUAAGUACAGAUGAAAGUUGAAGAAUUAGACACGAGUGGCUAACACAUUUACUCUUGUAUAACUUUGAGUACCAGACGUUCAGAUUUUCUGUCAAAGCAGAUAAAGACUCUGCCUGUUAUUUUUGUUUCACAGUAGGAUUAUGGCCCUUUUAGAUGAAUACUGAUUGUAUAGGGCACUGAAAGACAAUAAAGAAUUGAACAUUUUCUUUGUAUACUUUUUUACACUAAUUUUGUUAUACGUAAAUAGUAGUCUUCAUUUUUAAAAUUUUUCAUAUUUUUCAGUCUUUAUUUUUAAUGAAGUAUUUCAUACCUACAAAAAUACACAUAUGUGUAUAUAUAAAUAAAUAUAUAUCUGCCGUGUACCUAUUGGCCAGCUUAGGCCAGCUUAUUACUGGCAUUUUAAAAGUGCCCUCUCCUUCUCAAAUAAUUAUUAUUCUGAAUUUUGUGUUUGUCAUUCUCUUGGUUAUUAUUAUAGUUUUACAACAUAUGUAUGUAUCCUUAAAUGAAAUGUUAAGUUUUGUGUUUUUGAAUUUUAUAUAAAUGAUGUAUGUUUACUUCUGUUACUUGCUUUUUUCAGCUUAGUUUUUUGAAAGGCAUUCACUUUUAUUGGUAUAUUGUAUUAUAUAAAUAGACCAUAAUUUAUCCAUUCUUCUGUAGAUGGAUGUUUGGGGUUUUUGUUUUUGCUAUUGCAAACAAUGCUGCUAUGAUCAUUCUUUAUCUAAGAGUGAUUUGCUUGGUCAUGUGAUAUGGACACCUUCAUCUUUAUAAGAUAAUACCAAGUUAUAUUCUGCAGUGGCUGUACCAAUCAUAUCCCUACCAGCACUGUGUGAAUUACCUUUGUUUUACAGCAUUUCUGACACUUCGCAAUUUCAGACUUUUUAAUUUUGCCAAUCCAGUGGCUGUGAAGUGGUAUAUUAUUGUAGUUUCCAGCAAGAAGACUACUGUUAUUCUUACAUUUGUUCUUCUGUAUGAAACUUUUUGUUGUCGUUGUUCUUUUUUGUGGUUGCUUUUAAAGUUUUGCUUGAUCACUGUGUUAAGCACUUUGAUUAUGAUGUGCUUGGUGUCUUUUUUUUUCUUUGUUUUUUUGUUUUUUUUUUCUUUUCCCCCUUCAUGUUUCUUCUGCUGAGGCUGUUUCCUGUAGAUUUAUGGUUUUCAUCAAAUUUGGAACUUGGGGGGGCUUUUUCAUUUAUUUUUUUUUUGUCUCCUUCAUUUAUUUCCUUCCAGCACUCUAAUUGUAUGUAAGGCCACUUGAAACUGUCUCACAGCACUCUGACACUCUGUUUUGUUUUAUUUUUUCUUUCUUUUUUUUUUCUUUCUCUGUGUUCCAGAUUGGUUUCCAUUGCUAUGUCCUCAUGUUCAUUAAUCUUUUCUCCUGAAGUAUCUGAUCUCUUGUUAAUUCUGUCUAGUGUAUUUUUCACCUCAUACAUUACAUUUUUAAUCUUUAGAAGUUCCAUUUGGGUCUUCUUUAUAUCUUCCAUGUCUCUCCUUCCAGGCUCCUGCUCUCUUCUAUUUUUUUGGAAAUCUGAUGUAUAUUUAUAAUUACUGUUUUAAUGUACUUGACCAUUCUGUCAUCUGUCAUUUCUUGUCUGUUUCUAAUGAUUGAUUUUCCCCCCUCAUUAUUGGGUUGUAAUUUCCUUCUUUGCAUGCCUGAUAAUUUUUGGAUUUUACAUUGUUGGGUGCUGGAGGUUUUUGUAUUCUUUUAAAUAUGUUGUGUUUUGUUCUAGGACGUAGUUAUUUAGAAACAGUUUGAUCCUUUCAUAGGUUGCUUUUACACUUAAUGAGAUAGGACCAGAACAGCCUUUAAUCUAGGGCUAAUUUGUCUCACUACUGAGAUGAUACCCUUCUGAAUAAUCUUCCUUAUGCCUGGUUUAUUAUGAGAUUUCUCCACUCUGGCUAUUGAGAACAGGAACUGUUCUGAGCCCUGUAUGAACUUGAAUUUUACAGCUUAUUCUUUUCUGGUGGUUCUUUCCCACCUUUGGGUAGUUUUCUCAAGUGCAUACACUGAUUAGCCGAAGCCUCAGGGGAACUCUCUGUAGAUCUGGAAUUCUCCCUCUGUAGCUCCCUCCUCUUUCCAAUACUCUGCCCUACAAAUUUUACCUUGGCUCCCCUAAAUGCUCUACCCAGGGAAACACCCAGGCUCUCCUUGCAGUAAGCUCAAGCAAUGGUAGGACUUUCCCUGUUUAUUCUCCUCUCAAGAGUCACUGUCCUGCACAGUUGCCCAUUGUCUGAACAACUUUGUUGUGUAUAUUUUGUACAGAUGUUUCGUUGUUUAAUAUGAGGAAGGGAAAUGUUGCCUCUGUUACUCCAUUUUGGCCAGAGUAGAAGUCUCAUUGUUUGAAUAUGCAUUUCCUAAAUGCUAACAAGGUUGAGCUUCUUUUCACAUAUAUCAUAUUCAUUCCUGAUUGCUCUCUGUGAAAAGCUUAUUUCAUGUUUUUUACCCAUUUUAUAUUAUGUUGUUGCCUUUUUCUUAUAUAUUUCUUUAAGAAGUUAAAAAAAAUAGAUUGUGGAUACUAGUCCAUUUAUACUGUCAUAUAUUGUACACAUUUUUCUCUCAGUUUGUGGUUAUUUUUUCACCUAUUGAUGCCCUUGGAAGAGCACAAGUUGUAAAUUCCCCCCUAACUUUUUAAUAUGAAAAGUUUCAUACAUGUGUAGAAAAACAUAAUGAAUAUCCAUAUAUAUAUUCCAUCCAGAUUAAACAGUACCAUUUUGUUGUUGAACAAUUUGAAAGUAAAUUGAAAACAUGAUAUUUCACCUUUCAGUAUUUCACCGUGCAUUUUCUAAAAAAGCAUGUCCUAUAUAAUCACAAUACUGUUACCACACUGAAAGAAAUUAAACAAUAAUCUCAUAAUAUGUAACAUAUAGUAUAUACUCAGAUUUCUCCCAUUGUCCCAAGGAUGUCAUAUUUAGAUGCUGGUUUGUUUUUAAAUCCGAACUCGACCAAGCUUCAUGCACUACAUGUAGUUUUUGUCAUUUUACUCUCAAUCUAAAAAUUCCCUAUCCAUCCAUCCACCCCAACCACCUUUUUUUUUUUUUAAUGACAUUGACUAUGAAGAGUUCAGGCCAGUUGCUUUGUAGAAUGUUCCACAUUCUGGAAUUAUUUGAUGGUAUCUUUAUGGUGUCCUCCAUCCUCUCUACUUUGUAUAAACUGUAAGUUGAGUCUAGAUGUUUGAUUAAAAUUAGGUUAUACAUUUUAGACAGAAAUUUUAAGUUUAAUGUCAAAUUUAUCAGCCUUUCCCUGUGUGUUUUGUGCUUUUUGUAUUUUGUUUAAGAAAUCCUUAAUAAAAAUAUUCUCCUAUA